Molecule: messenger RNA, 2078 nt
Organism: Closterium sp. Naga37s-1
Lineage: Eukaryota; Viridiplantae; Streptophyta; Zygnematophyceae; Desmidiales; Closteriaceae
Source: the annotation of a GenBank genome assembly
AAUUCUCAAAAAUGACUCCUCCGUUGCCCCUCUCCUUCCUCUCUGGCUUUCAGCCGCCUUCUUAUCUCUGCAGCAGACACUCUCUUGCUCCCUCUCCCACCCUCCUCCCGUCUCUCUUGCUCCCUCUCCCACCCUCCUCCCGUCUCUCUUGCUCCCUCUCCCACCCUCCUCCCGUCUCUCUUGCUCCCUCUCCCACCCUCCUCCCGUCUCUCUUGCUCCCUCUCCCACCCUCCUCCCAUCUCUCUUGCUCCCUCUCCCACCCUCCUCCCGUCUCUCUUGCUCCCUCUCCCACCCUCCUCCCGUCUCUCUUGCUCCCUCUCCCACCCUCCUCCCGUCUCUCUUGCUCCCUCUCCCACCAUCCUCCCGUCUCUCUUGCUCCCUCUCCCACCCUCCUCCCGUCUCUCUUGCUCCCUCUCCCACCCUCCUCCCGUCUCUCUUGCUCCCUCUCCCACCCUCCUCCCAUCUCUCUUGCUCCCUCUCCCACCCUCCUCCCGUCUCUCUUGCUCCCUCUCCCACCCUCCUCCCGUCUCUCUUGCUCCCUCUCCCACCCUCCUCCCGUCUCUCUUGCUCCCUCUCCCACCCUCCUCCCGUCUCUCUUGCUCCCUCUCCCACCCUCCUCCCGUCUCUCUUGCUCCCUCUCCCACCCUCCUCCCGUCUCUCUUGCUCCCUCUCCCACCCUCCUCCCGUCUCUCUUGCUCCCUCUCCCACCCUCCUCCCGUCUCUCUUGCUCCCUCUCCCACCCUCCUCCCAUCUCUCUUGCUCCCUCUCCCACCCUCCUCCCGUCUCUCUUGCUCCCUCUCCCACCCUCCUCCCGUCUCUCUUGCUCCCUCUCCCACCCUCCUCCCGUCUCUCUUGCUCCCUCUCCCACCAUCCUCCCGUCUCUCUUGCUCCCUCUCCCACCCUCCUCCCGUCUCUCUUGCUCCCUCUCCCACCCUCCUCCCAUCUCUCUUGCUCCCUCUCCCACCCUCCUCCCAUCUCUCUUGCUCCCUCUCCCACCCUCCUCCCGUCUCUCUUGCUCCCUCUCCCACCCUCCUCCCGUCUCUCUUGCUCCCUCUCCCACCCUCCUCCCGUCUCUCUUGCUCCCUCUCCCACCCUCCUCCCGUCUCUCUUGCUCCCUCUCCCACCCUCCUCCCAUCUCUCUUGCUCCCUCUCCCACCCUCCUCCCGUCUCUCUUGCUCCCUCUCCCACCCUCCUCCCGUCUCUCUUGCUCCCUCUCCCACCCUCCUCCCGUCUCUCUUGCUCCCUCUCCCACCAUCCUCCCGUCUCUCUUGCUCCCUCUCCCACCCUCCUCCCGUCUCUCUUGCUCCCUCUCCCACCCUCCUCCCGUCUCUCUUGCUCCCUCUCCCACCCUCCUCCCGUCUCUCUUGCUCCCUCUCCCACCCUCCUCCCGUCUCUCUUGCUCCCUCUCCCACCCUCCUCCCGUCUCUCUUGCUCCCUCUCCCACCCUCCUCCCGUCUCUCUUGCUCCCUCUCCCACCAUCCUCCCGUCUCUCUUGCUCCCUCUCCCACCCUCCUCCCGUCUCUCUUGCUCCCUCUCCCACCCUCCUCCCGUCUCUCUUGCUCCCUCUCCCACCCUCCUCCCGUCUCUCUUGCUCCCUCUCCCACCCUCCUCCCGUCUCUCUUGCUCCCUCUCCCACCCUCCUCCCGUCUCUCUUGCUCCCUCUCCCACCCUCCUCCCGUCUCUCUUGCUCCCUCUCCCACCCUCCUCCCGUCUCUCUUGCUCCCUCUCCCACCCUCCUCCCGUCUCUCUUGCUCCCUCUCCCACCCUCCUCCCGUCUCUCUUGCUCCCUCUCCCACCCUCCUCCCGUCUCUCUUGCUCCCUCUCCCACCCUCCUCCCGUCUCUCUUGCUCCCUCUCCCACCCUCCUCCCGUCUCUCUUGCUCCCUCUCCCACCCCUCCUCCCGUCUCUCUUGCUCCCUCUCCCACCCUCCUCCCGUCUCUCUUGCUCCCUCUCCCACCCUCCUCCCGUCUCUCUUGCUCCCUCUCCCACCCUCCUCCCGUCUCUCUUGCUCCCUCUCCCACCCUCCUCCCGUCUCUCUUGCUCCCUCCUCCCACCCUCCUCCCGUCUCUCUCGCUUAA